Molecule: messenger RNA, 5867 nt
Organism: Vidua chalybeata
Lineage: Eukaryota; Metazoa; Chordata; Aves; Passeriformes; Viduidae
Gene: UACA
Product: uveal autoantigen with coiled-coil domains and ankyrin repeats
Exons: 19
Coding region: 27-4193 (1388 amino acids)
Molecular function (GO): actin binding
Source: RefSeq, a predicted model, not a curated record
GCGCGCCCCCCGCCCGCGGCCGCGCCAUGAAGAGCCUCAAGUCCCGCCUGAAGAAGCACGAAGCGGUCAUCGGGGGCAGCGCGCUGAACCCAGACUGGAGCAAGUACGAUGACAGGCUGAUGAAGGCAGCUGAGAGGGGCGAUGUGGACAAGGUUUCAUCCAUCCUGGCCAAGAAGGGGGUCAGUCCCACAAAGCUGGACGUGGAAGGGAGAUCCGCAUUCCAUGUUGUAGCAUCAAAGGGAAACCUGGAUUGCUUGAACACCAUCCUGGUGCACGGAGUUGAUAUCACAGCCACUGAUGCUGCAGGCAGGAACGCCCUGCACCUGGCUGCAAAGUAUGGCCAUGCUUUGUGCUUGCAGAAGCUCUUGCAGUACAAUUGUCCAACAGAGAACGUGGAUCUCCAGGGAAGAACUGCUCUUCAUGAUGCAGCCAUGUCCGACUGCUCCGCCAGCAUCCAGCUGCUCUGCGACCACGGCGCCGCCGUCAACUCCAAGGACGGGGACGGGAGGACACCGCUGGUGCUGGCCACCCAGAUGUGCCGCCCCGCGCUCUGCCAGCUGCUCCUGGACAGGGGGGCCGAUGUCAACGCCAGGGACAAGCAGAGCAGGACUGCCCUCAUGCUAGGCUGUGAAUAUGGCUGCAAGGAUGCCGUGGAGGUGUUGCUCAGGAAUGGUGCUGAUGUUGGUUUGACUGAUGGCCUUGGGCAUGACUGUGCUUACUAUGCCAGGAUUGGGGACAAUAUUGACAUUUUGGCUUUAAUAAAAGCUGCCGUUGAGGACUCCAGCAGAGGAAGAGACAGCGUCAAGAGAGGGCAGGCUGAGCAAAAGGGCGCCAGCGUGUCCCAGCAGUGGGGCCGGGGCUGUGGAGCACACCAGGAGCUCCAGCUGUUCCAGAAGGAGCCCAGCACUCAGGACUUGGAGCUGGAAAACCAAGAUCUGAAAGACCGGAUGAGAGAGGUGCAGGAGGAGCAGAGGAUGCUGCUGGACAGAAUCAGUGGGCUGCAGCUGCAGCUCAGUGAGGAGCAAAUGUUUGCAGAUGAUCUUGAGAAUGAGAAAGAUGAGCUGAAGAAAAUCCUGACUACCAAGGAAAAGCAGCAGGAAGAAAGUUUAAGGACUAUUGAAGCUCUCAAAGCUAAACUCAAGUAUUAUGAAGGUGACUCUGUGGGGUCUGGAGGUAACUUUGGAAGCAGAAAAGAAGAUUUAUUACUUAAACAAGGCCAAGCGUUUGCAGCAGAAUCCCAGUCCAGGUCUAUGCUGAGGCCCCUGGAGCUCUCCCUGCCGAGCCAGGCUCCCAGCUCCGAGAAGGAGACUUUGAAGAAAGAGCUGGAGAGCCUGAGGAGCUGCUUUGGUGCAGCCAAGGAGGAGAUCAGCAAGCUGCAGAGGGAGCUGGCCCUGAAGGGCUCGGAGUGCAGAGCUCUGGCCUCGGAGUGCGAGCGGAGCAAGGCAGAGUCCGACAGCCAGGUCAGGCAGCUGGAGGACGCCCUGAGGGACGUGCAGAAGAGGAUGUUCGACUCCGAGGGCAAAGUGAAGCAGAUGCAGAGCCACUUCCUCGCCCUCAAGGAGCACCUGGCCAGCGAGGUGGCCUCGGGGAGCGCCAAGGCGACGGAGGAGCUCAAGGAGCAGCUCCGGGAGAUGAAAGCCAAGUACGAGGGAGCCUCUGCUGAGGUGGGGAAACUGAGGAACCAGAUCAAGCAGAACGAAUUGCUGGUGGCGGAGUUCCAGAGGGACGAGGGCAGGCUGGUGGAGGAAAACAAAAGGUUGCAGAAGGAGCUCGCGAAGGUGGAGGUGGAGCGAGAUAAAAGGGGCAGGGAUGUCACGGAGUUGGAAGGGCAGCUCAGAGAGACGGCGGCCAAAUUGGCGCAGUCUGUGAGCGCAGAGCAGUUUGAGAGCAUGAAGGGUUUGCUGUCAGACGAGGUGAAUGAGAAGGCAAGGAGGCUGGCAGAGGUGGAAGGGGAGCGGGAGAGGCUGCAGGCAGAGGUUGUGCUGUUGCAGAGGGAGUCUGAGAGUCAGAGAGCUCAGCUGGCACGGCAUGUGAAGGCAGAAGAGCACGAGCAAAUGAGGAGUGGGUUUGAGCAGAGGGAAGAGGCGCUGGGGAAGGCGAUUUCUGAGCUAUCACACAAGAAUGAGACUCUGCAGAAGGAACUUGAAAGAUUGCAGGCUGAUAACAAGGUGCUGAAGCAGCAAGUCCAAAUGCUAAAAACUGAAAUUAAAAACCAGAAUGUGCCUUUAAAAAUUCAUGAGGAGUUGAAGAAAGCAAACGAUCUGGCUGUGGGUGACCUGACAAAAAAGCUUUUUGAAAUAACAAAGAAGUACAAUGAAAGCAAAGCAGAAGCUGAAAAGUUGCUGGCAGAGAAGAACAACUUAAAUGAGAAUAUCAGCCACUUGCAAGCUGUGUACCUGUCUCCAGAGCAGCACAAGAAAGAGGUGGAAGCUUUAAAAUUGAAUGGGAUUGAGCUUGAAAAGCAGCUUGCUGAGCUUCAGAAGAAAUACGAUGAGGAGCAAGCAAAAGUGGGCAAACUGGUGACUGAGAUCACUGGCCUGAGGGAGACCCUGAGGGAUCAGUACGUGCUGGCCACCACGCACGAGGAGGUCAAAACUGUCCUGAACAGCACCCUGGAAAAAACCAACGGGGAGCUGUCAGAUCUGAAGGGCAAAAUUGGAGAGAUAAAGCAAGAGUUCCUGAGGGUAAACGAAGAAAACGGAGCUUUAAAAAACAAGGUGAAACUCUUACAGAACCAAUUAAAGACGGAGUAUAUCAGCUUAAAAGAUCACGAAGCCACGGUAAAUACUUUAAAUAAAAGCGUGCGAGAGCUGCAGGAGAGCAACGCUGCCGUUAGGGCUGAGCACCAGAGGGGGCGAGAGGAAAUCUCACAGCUGCAUGCAGAAAUCGAAGCCCAGAAGAAGGAGCUGGACACAAUUCAGGAGUGCAUCAAGUCGAAAUACGCCCCGGUGGCCUCCUCCGAGGACAGAGAGCAGAGCUUGGAAGCCACCGUGGAGGAGCUGAGGGCGCAGCUGCAGGAGCAGGAGCAGAGGCGCCGGGGAAGCGAGGAGGAGGCGCGGAGGUGCAGAGAGGAGAGCGAGAGGCUCCGCAGCGGGCUCCUCUCCGUCCAGAACGACCUGCAGCAGAACUACGUCCUGGCGGAGAGAUCCCGCCGGCUGGAGAGGCUGUGUGCCAGCAGCAUGGAGGGGCUCGGCCGGCAGCUGAGGGCUCUGCUGAGGAAGCACACGGGGCAGGAGGGGCGGCAGGACGGCGCCGCGGCUCCGCAGCUCCCGGCGGAGCACCUGGAGGCGCUGAGGGAGGCCCUGGGGCGCGCCGUGGAGGAGCUGCAGGAGGCCCUGAGCAGGAAGGAGGAGCGUUACCGCGAGGAAACGCUGCGAGUCGGGGAGCUGCAGCGGGAGCUGGCUGAGCUGAAGGGGUCCUCGGUGCCUCUGGUGGAACACGCCCGGCUGAAGGAAGGGCUGGAGGGAGAAAUCGCGGCCGUCAGGCGCAGCCUGAAGGAGAAGGAGGCGGAAAGCCAAGGCAAGAGCGAGGAGGUGCUGAGGCUGCGGGCGGAGCUGCAGCUGAGCCAGCAGGCCCUGGCAGAGCUGCGGAGCCAGGAGGUGGUGGCCGUGGCGGAGUACAGCUCCAUGAAGGGUGCCCUGGAGGCCCAGGUGAGCAGCAUGGCUGGCCACUUGGCCAGCAUGAGCCAGAAGUACGAGCAGGCCUGUGAGGAGGCCCUGCAGGCCAGGAGGAGCGAGCUGUCCCUCAAGGACGAGAAGGAGCUGCUCCAGCUGAGGAGCUGCAGCAUCGAGCAGGAGAUCAAGGACCAGAAGGAAAGGUGUGACAAGUCGCUGACAACCAUUAUUGACCUGCAGAAGAGGAUCCAGGAGUCUGCAAAGCAGGUGGAAGCCAAGGACAGCAAGAUAACAGAGCUGCUGAACGACGUGGAGCGGUUGAAGCAGGCUCUCAACGGCUUGUCCCAGCUGACAUACACCACUGGGAUCCCCUCCAAGAGGCACAACCAGCAGGUGGAACUGCUCCAGAGCCAAGUGAAAACACUCCAGCAGCAGCUGGCUGACGCCGCGCGGCAGCACCAGGAGGUGGUGGCAGUGUACAGGACACACCUGCUCAGCGCUGUCCAGGGUCACAUGGAUGAGGACGUGCAGGCUGCCCUGCUGCAGAUCAUCCGCAUGAGGCAGGGCCUGGUGUGCUGACGGGUCUGGGGCCGUGCUCGUGGCACCGAGAGCCUCCAGGGGCUUCGUGCUGCCCUCAAAUCAGUGAUGGUGGCAGAGCUGCAGCUACAGCCUCCCAACCCCAAACAACUCCCGAAGCUGAAGCAUUUUCUCCUCAUCAAACACUACACCAGGGCUAUGGCGUUUCAGGCCUGGCACUUCUUUCGUGAGAUGGAUAAAAAGUGUAGAAAAUCUUUUAAAACUGUCAAAAUGAUGACAUGGAGGUAAAAUUAUUUUAAUGUCUGAUUGACCACUUAUUAAAGCAGGGCCUAUACCCAGAAGCUCCAGUUGAUCCUUGAACUUGAACUCUCAUGGGAUGGUUAAAAAUAAACUGUGCAGAGCAGUGUGGCUGUGUUGUAGCUGUUGGAUGUCCCUUAAUGAUUAAGAGAAAGUGGCUCAUUUGUCACACUGCCUGAGCAGGGUGGGCUGUGACACACACACAGGAAGGUGUUUUGCUGUCUCUUGUAACUUGGCUGGCCAAGUUACAGCCUUUAUUUAAUAUAUAAGCUUAAGAUUUAGUGCCUUUGCUCCUACAAGACUUUAAAAAAAAAAAAAAAUCAGGUUUUCCAUUUGAACACUAAGACUCCCUGCCCUCCCUCCCCCCAGAGUGUUCCUGAAUGCUUCAAUCCUGACUCCUGCAGGCUGGGGAGUGGGGCUGGAGUGGCCUGGUUUGGGGAGCAGCAGCUGGAUCCCAGUGCCCUGCUCCUGCUGCUGCACAAUUCCACUCCUCGUCAGGGUGGGGCUGAGCAGCUCAGUGAGGCACUUCAGGGUCUGGGUUUUCACACCCCAGCUCGUGGAAGUGUGAGCUGUAAAUGAUGUGCUUUGAUCUUAUUUGUGGGGGAAGAUGUCAGGAGUGAGGAUUAAUGGAAGGAGAAUUUUUAAUUGCUGGAAUCUCCCCGUGAAACAAGGCUUCAUUUUUAACUGAAGGAUGGUUUCCAUAAGGAAGUUUCAUGAAAAAAAAAAAAAACAAAAAACCCAUGAAAUUUGUUACUGUUCAAGGGAAGUCUUUGAAAAAUGAGCCUGUUAAGGAAUGGAGCUGUUUAAAUUGAGCACCAGUGAGUGCUGACCUCAGUCUGCUUUUUAAAAGCCUUUGCUGAUAACCACCGAGGGGGAAUGGGGCAUCCUGAUGCAGAAAAGCCAAACUUCCUCUCCAUAUUCCUGAAAAAUGAGGGCUGGAGUCAGAGUUCCCUGCUUUGUGUUGUUUGGGCUCCCCCAGCUGCCCCUCCAGGCCUUGGGCUCAUUUUCUUUACAGUAGAAUUGUGUUUAUCUCCUUUUUUUUUUUUUUUUUUUUCCUCCCUUUUUGGGCAGAGUCUUGUAGGAUUGAAGAGGCCACGUGGAGGCUCCAGACAGUGUUGGAUGUGCAGGGCAGUUUUUAUAUAGAAAUACCCUUAAUAUAUUUACUAAAUACGUGUCUGUAGUAAAACAGAUCUGCUGCUGCUUUCCUUUAGUUUCUUACAGAAAACAUCUCAGAGUAAAGAGUUACUUUUUAGCCAAAUUCUUUUAUGAUUGCAUUACUUGAAACUUAUUGGAGAGGAUUUGUUUUGUUGUACUAACUGGCCUAUUUUGAUACUGUGUUUCCUUAUCCAGGGAGUUCCAGGUAUGUUUUUCUAAAUCUCUCCCAUAUUACAGCAUCAAUAAAAUGGUUUCUUCUUUUUU